This is a messenger RNA of Mesitornis unicolor (brown roatelo), 831 nucleotides long. RefSeq names its product hyaluronidase-2-like. NCBI's taxonomy places the organism in Eukaryota, Metazoa, Chordata, Aves, Mesitornithiformes, Mesitornithidae. The record is from RefSeq and is a predicted model, not a curated record. Gene Ontology annotation, biological process: carbohydrate metabolic process; hyaluronan catabolic process. Gene Ontology annotation, molecular function: hyalurononglucosaminidase activity; hyaluronoglucuronidase activity.
CUCUUCACUCGCCGGCCCUUCCUGGUGGCCUGGAACGUGCCCACCCAGGACUGCAAGCCCCGCUUCCAGGUGUCCUUUGACUUCAGCAUCUUCGACCUGCACGCUUCCCCCAACGAGGGCUUUGUAGGGCAGAACCUCACCAUCUUCUACAAGGAGCGUCUGGCCUACUACACUAGCCAGGGUGAGGCCAUCAACGGCGGCGUCCCCCAGAGGAGCAGCCUGUCCGAGCACCUCGCCCACCUCGAGGCGGGCAUCAGCAAGUACAUCCGCUCGCCCGCCAAGGAGGGGCUGGCCGUCAUUGACUGGGAGGAGUGCUGGUCCCGCGAGGAGGUGAACAAGCAGGCGGUGUUCGAGUUCGAGUCUGCCGCCCAGCAGUUCAUGGUGAGCACCCUGCGCAAGGCCAAGAGGUUUCGCCCCAAGCAGCUCUGGGGCUUCUACCUCUUCCCCGACUGCUACAACCACGACUACAGCAAGAACAAGGAGAGCUACACUGGGCAGUGCCCGGACGUGGAGAAGACACGCAAUGACCAGCUGGCGUGGCUCUGGAGGGAGAGCAUGGCCCUCUACCCGUCCAUCUACCUCGACCUGCUCCUGGCCUCCACUCCGAACAGCCGCAAGUUUGUGCGAGCACGGGUGAUGGAGGCCAUGCGCAUCUCGCAGCAGCAUCACGAUGGCUACUCCCUGCCUGUCUUUGUCUACACCCGGCCCACCUAUGUCCGCAAGCUGGAUAUGCUCAGCCAGCCAGACCUGAUCUCCACCAUCGGAGAGAGUGCGGCGCUGGGUGCAGCUGGGGCCAUCUUGUGGGGUGACACGGACACCAUCAAAAACCGG